Molecule: messenger RNA, 5411 nt
Organism: Oncorhynchus gorbuscha (pink salmon)
Lineage: Eukaryota; Metazoa; Chordata; Actinopteri; Salmoniformes; Salmonidae
Product: potassium channel subfamily K member 2-like
Exons: 7
Coding region: 282-1592 (436 amino acids)
Biological process (GO): stabilization of membrane potential; potassium ion transmembrane transport
Cellular component (GO): membrane
Molecular function (GO): outward rectifier potassium channel activity; potassium ion leak channel activity
Source: RefSeq, a predicted model, not a curated record
UGGUUUCACGCUACAUCUUCGCGCACCAUUAAAUGGUAACGCGGCGUACUGACAAAUAUUUAAUUGGGAGUUUAUAAACUGGACCAAAACGAGAGCAGAGAGUAAGAAGACUUUUAUGUGGGAAGUACGCCUCCCCAAAACCAUGUGGAGAAUUGCGACCCUUGUUGCACCGAGCUCUCAUCACGGAGAGAGGAGAAUUUAAAACAGUAAGCUAUUUAGGCCUACAUUUGGAAAUCUCUGCCGAUGAGGAACAGCAAGAAACGGGCAUUUGGUAGAGAAGAAUGGCCCCACCUGAUCUCCUUGACCCAAAGUCUGCCGCUCACAACUCCAAGCCCCGCCUCUCCUUCUCGGCUGCCAAGCCGGUGGUCCUGAACUCCCCCGAGGACGAAUACGACACCACACGCUUCACAGUCAUGAGGUGGAAGACGGUAUCAGUCAUCUUCUUCCUGGUGGUGCUCUACCUCAUUGUGGGAGCCCUGGUGUUCCGGGCGCUGGAGCAGCCCCACGAGAGCCAACAGAAGCUGGCCAUCUUGGCCGAGAAACUGGACUUCCUGUCGCUGCACGCCUGUGUCAACUCCUCCGAACUGGAGGACCUCGUCAAGCAAGUGAUCUCUGCCAUCAGAGCGGGCGUCAACCCAUCAGCGAACUCAUCCAAUCAGACAAGUCUGUGGGACCUAAGCUCCUCCUUUUUCUUCGCUGGCACUGUCAUCACCACUAUUGGCUUUGGGAACAUCGCUCCCCACACGGAGGGGGGACGUAUCUUCUGUAUCAUCUAUGCCCUCCUGGGAAUCCCCCUUUUUGGCUUCCUGUUGGCUGGUGUUGGAGACCAGCUUGGGACCAUCUUUGGGAAAGGCAUCAACAGAGUGGAGAAGAUAGUUGGGUCUCUCCCUCAAAAGUGGAAAGUGAGCCAGACCAAGAUCAGGGUGAUCUCCACCGUGAUCUUCAUCCUGUUUGGCUGUGUCCUCUUCGUGGCGUUGCCGGCGGUCAUCUUUAAACACAUAGAGGGCUGGAGCACGCUGGAGUCCAUCUACUUUGUGGUCAUCACCCUCACCACCAUCGGCUUCGGUGACUUUGUGGCCGGUGAAAAAGGUCUUGAAAAGGGUGGUUCUGAGAUAGAGUAUCUGGACUACUACAAGCCUGUGGUGUGGUUCUGGAUCCUGAUUGGUCUAGCCUACUUUGCUGCCGUGCUCAGUAUGAUAGGAGACUGGUUCAGAGUCAUCUCCAAGAAAACCAAGGAGGAGGUAGGGGAGUUCCGGAUCCAUGCAGCAGAGUGGACGGCAAAUGUGUCGGCUGAGUUCAAGGAGACACGGCGUCGCCUGAGCGUAGACAUCUCGAACAAGUUUGAGCGUGCCGCCUCCAUUAAGCGUCGACUGUCCUCAGAGCUGGGCCUCAACCCCAUCACCCAGGAGAUGACCCCGGGCAGGAGGACGCUGUCCGUGAACCUGGGGCCAGGGGAUGAGAGGGAGGCCUACCCCAACCUGGCUCUUUCCCUCACUCCUGUCCCUGGAGGCCUGGCCCGCAAUGGCAGUGGACUCUACCUGAACGGACUCAGUCCGGACUACGCUGAGGUAGCCAUCAUAGAGAGCCUCUAGUGGUUGUGGAUGGAACAUGGAGGUGAGAAACAUUUAUGGUCAUCAGUGGAGAUCAUUAAGUGAGACUAACACACACACGCACGCUUGUGUGUUCAUGCUCACACUUGUGCUCAUUGGUUAAGAGGCUGGUUGGAGAGACAGACACUUCAAGCUGAGAUCUCAGGCAUACUGUAGGUGAGUUUUCAGACAUACAACCAUGCACACACACAUGUUCGUCAAAGGUGAUGAGAUGCAUACACACACUAGGCUGUGCAGUAAUCGAUUGAGUGCUGUGAGGGAGAGAGACACUGGUCGAUCAUCACUUACAGUAGAUCGAUCAUCACACACAAGUACACACACACACACACACACUAAUUGAUGGAGCUUGUGGAGAGACACGCGUUACUGCUCCCACUCCACCUGAAAACACAGAGAGGCUCUGAAGUCUGCAUCAGAUGAAGAGGUUCUUCACUGUCCAACACUGUAUCAUCCAAGAUGAAACUUUCUCUAAGGCCUUUUACCCAACAAGUGUUAGGUUCUCACCAGGAGGCAACAAUCAUCACCAAACUUACGGAGCAUGCAGUUGAUGUAUUUCCAAGAUUGUGUCUCUUUUGUAUGGUUCCUGUAUUCAGACUACUAGGGCAGCAUUUAUUUGAUGCCUUGCUUUCAGUAAUGACACCGCUUACAGUUUUAAAGCAGAAUGUUUGGAUCAUUUUUUUUACCUUCAAGAUGGACAUGCAGCUUUUUACCUAAGGAAUAUUCCUAGUGCCUUAAAUAAUGGAAGAACACUUUGAACAGUGUUUUGGAUUGCCGGUGCAUGUUGGACUGAGUCUUAUCUAUUUGGGUCGUUAUCAAGUCUUAAUUCUUACUUAAGCAAUCCUUGAGAAUAUUUGUACAUUAUUUAUGUGUCUUUUAGAGAACACAGCAACACAUCAAGUAACAAAGAGAAGGUGCAUGGAAGGAUAUGAACUUUGACCUUUUGAAGUGGAGAUUUAACAGAAGACAGAGCAUGCAAGCAUAUUUCCGAUUGGAGCUGGACUGACUGGGAUAUUUCUGACCUCUGUCUGUCUGUGUGUGUGUCAACCAUUUUGUCCCUGUUACUGUCCCACUGUCCCCUGCCUGCAAUGGUGACUUUGUCAUUCAGGCGCAUUACUGAUAGAAUGUCACUCUCUUCCUCCUACUCCUCCUGUUCCUCUCCUCUUCAUCCCUCCUCCUCUCCUCCCACUCAUAGACAAACGUAGACACCAUUUAUCAAAGAGAGAAAUGGUCCAACAGAAGCAUGUCAAACAUUCACCUCUAUGGUUGCCUUCAGUAACUCUGUAUCCCAACAACUCAUCCAUUCAUGUGGAAAUAGUAAGGUAAGAUAUGUAUUUAUCUCAAUGUUAAGUCCAUCAAAAGCAGAAGUGAUCUGCACACAUAGUACAAAGACUCUAAGAUUCUUCUUUUGCCAUCCUUGGUUGGUUUUCUUAAUGCAGCAGGGGGAGCGAGAGGGGGUGUUAAACACAGACGUUUGGCUAAUUCUUCGUCAUUAAGUCCCUCACUUGGUCUGCACAUCACUAUUUCUGGGGUUAAACAGAUUACUCAUCAUUAAAAGAAACUCUUCCUGUGUCCACCUGUGAAUAACAGUAUGGUAUCUAAGCAAUGCUCGAGGAAGACAGGGCUUAUAUCAUGGAGUUCCAUAGUGAUAAAUACUUCUCAAUGGGUGGUGGAUGUAGAAGGCAGAUUAGGGAAAUAGCUUGGUAGCCUCAAGGUUUAAUCCGGCUUCUCUCCUCUGACAGGCUAUUCAUCAUGUUGGAUAGAAAUAUAUUUGGGACAUACAUAUAUUGUAUUUUCUUAUACAAAUCAGGCCCAUUUUAUGCAUUUUACUCACUGUUUAUUUUGAUUGGGUGUGUGGGUAAUGGGCAUGGUUAUUGGCAUGGUUAUGGGCUUGGUUAUGCAAUGUGUUAUAAGGCUGAGGGGAGACUCAAUGACAAAAUUACUUGGAUUGUUACUUCAAUGAGGGGAGACGCAAUGAAAAAAUGACUUGGAUUGUUACUUCAAUGAGGGGAGACGCAAUGACAAAAUGACUUGGAUUGUUACUUCAAUGAGGGGAGACGCAAUGAAAAAAUGACUUGGAUUGUUACUUCAAUGAGGGGAGACGCAAUGAAAAAAUGACUUGGAUUGUUACUUCAAUGAGGGGAGACGCAAUGACAAAAUGACUUGGAUUGUUACUUCAAUGAGGGGAGACGCAAUGAAAAAAUGACUUGGAUUGUUACUUCAAUGAGGGGAGACGCAAUGAAAAAAUGACUUGGAUUGUUACUUGAAUGUAUUAUUUAUUCUGUGCUUUCUUAUUUACAAUCACGUAUUUAAUGUCAUAUCUUGCCAAAACAUCAUGCAUGUACUUCUCAUGUGCAUCAUACAAUACAAAACAAAGUGUCUUACAAAUGCCCCUUUCAUCAAGAAACAGGUUUACAUUUAACUUUCAAUUGUGAUCAGGGUAAUGGUUGUUAACUGAACGUAUGAAUGUUUGAAUGGUGAGAAAGCAGCUCACCUGUGAUACAAAUCAGUAUUUGAAAUCCAUCCAUUUAUUUUAUUUAACCUCUAUUGAACUAGGCAAGUCAGUUAAGAACAAAUUCUUAUUUACAAUGACAGCCUACACCAGCCAAACCCAGAUGACGCUGGGCCAAUUGUGCACCGCCCUAUGGAACACCCAAUCACAGCCAGUUGUAAUACAGCCUGGAUUCAAACCAGGGUGUCUAUAGUGACACCUACUAGCACUGAGAUGCAGUGCCUUAGAGUGCUGCACCACUCGGGAGCCCAUGUCUGCAGAUUUCGGGAGAUGACAUGGAAACCGAGCAUUAGGGGCAAGAGUGAGGGCUGUAACCUUCAAAUAGUUGUUGGUUUUGCUAGGGUAUUGGGGACGGGGAUGGCGGAUGGGUGUAAGCAGCUGCCUCUAGUGCUAACGGUUGCAUGUUUGAAUCCAGCAAUAGAAAGUUGUUUUUGAGAUUUGGUAUAGGCUUAAAAAACAAAAAUCUCUUUCAUCCAUCUGCUUCCAGUGCCAAAGGUUGCAUAUUAGAAUCCAGAGAUAGAAAGUAGUUUUGUAGAUUUUAAUUUGAAACCUAUCCCAAACCUUAACCCUUACCUUAACCCUUCAGAGUUAAUGCCUAAACAUAACCUUUAAACACUUUGAAAUUUGACGUUUGGAACUAUUUUGAAUUUUGACAUUUGAGUAACAUGGAUGAACAUCUAAUUCUGACGUGAAGCUGUGAGAGCAUGUUGGAGAAACAAAUGUUUAUUUACAGUACAAAUCUGAGCAGGCAUCAUUGCCAUCACGGCACUAUUUUAUGUGUACAGUACAGUAUAAAAGUGAAUCAUGUGUUACUGGGGGCGAAAGACAUCCAAUGUCAAGAAGUGUCCUAAUACUCUUAAAUGGUGUAUUUUCCUUGUCUCCUUAGCUUUCCUUUAUGACCCCUGAUGUCAAAUGACUGCAUAGGUUUCCCCCAUAGCUAUAUCUGCCAUAUCCUAUCAAAUCAAGUGAUCAUGACGAACAAGGAGACGAGGAUACAGUAGAAAGCUAUUUAUCAGUAUUGGGACAGUCCAUUAUCAGUGUGGUAAUGAGGGAGAAUGCUCACACAGCUCAGAGCAGAGGCCCAUGGGAGUUCACUCGUACAACUUCUGCCCGGGCUGUUGUAUGAUGGACAGGCACUGUAAGGAGUCCUGUCACCACCAGAGAAAAACUAGCGCAUCACGUUAUAUAAGCAUAUCUACAGCCCACAGGGGGACUCAGAGAGAGAGAGAGAGAGAGAGAGAGAGAGAGAGAGAGAGAGUGUGUGUGUGUGUGUGUGUGUGUGUGUGUGUGUG